Gasterosteus aculeatus aculeatus (three-spined stickleback) is the source of this 2880-nucleotide messenger RNA. It is a transcript of the gene htr3a, whose product is annotated as 5-hydroxytryptamine (serotonin) receptor 3A. The record is from RefSeq and is a predicted model, not a curated record. Lineage: Eukaryota; Metazoa; Chordata; Actinopteri; Perciformes; Gasterosteidae. Gene Ontology annotation, biological process: monoatomic ion transmembrane transport. Gene Ontology annotation, cellular component: postsynaptic membrane. Gene Ontology annotation, molecular function: transmembrane signaling receptor activity; extracellular ligand-gated monoatomic ion channel activity.
CUCAGAGAGGUUAUUGAACACGGAGGAGUGGAGCUAACAAGGUUUCCGAAAGCGGAUGCAGGCGCAGCGACGGAUAAGGCGGAUGGAUACGGAGGAUAUGGGCGUGAGGCAUCCCGUGGCCUCUCAUCAGACUUCCACAGCGGCGGGGAGCGGACGCAGGUGAACCGGCGCCAUGAGACCGACGUGGGCCUGGACAGCGCUCGUCUUCCUGCUGGUUCAAGGAGCAUCAAGAGCCUGCACAGUGAAGAAACUGGGCAGCAGCCCAGGAAGAUUUGCCAACGCCACAUUAGUGCGGCUGUCUGAGUUUUUGAGCGCGGGGUAUAAGAAGGGGGUGAGACCCGUGAAGGACUGGAGGACGUCCACACUAGUGGCCAUCGACCUCAUGGUUUACUCCAUCCUCAACGUGGACGAGAAGAACCAGGUGUUGACAACGUACGUAUGGUACAGACAGGCCUGGACGGAUGAAUUCCUGGUGUGGAACCCAGAAGACUUUGACGAAGUCAAACAGGUGUCCAUACCCACAGCCAACGUGUGGGUGCCUGACAUCCUCAUCAACGAGUUCGUGGACGUGGGAAAGUCCCCGGACAUCCCUUAUGUCUACGUGACGCACGACGGCCUGGUGCGCAACUACAAGCCCAUCCAGGUGGUCACGGCCUGCACUCUCAACAUCUACAACUUCCCAUUUGAUGUCCAGAAGUGCAGCCUCACCUUCCAGAGCUGGCUGCACACCAUUGACGACAUCAACAUCACCCUGAUGCGAAGCCCCGAGGAGCUCAGGGAGGACAAGAGCGUCUUCAUGAACCAAGGAGAGUGGGAGCUGCUGCACAUACUGUCCAACUACAAGAUCUUCAGUGUGGACAACGACGACUAUUAUGCCGAGAUGAAGUUCCAUGUGGUGAUCCGGCGGCGGCCGUUGUUCUACACUGUGAACCUGCUGCUGCCCAGCAUCUUCUUGAUGGUGAUGGACAUUGUGGGUUUCUAUCUGCCGCCAGACAGCGGAGAGAGGGUUUCCUUCAAGAUCACUUUGCUGCUGGGCUACUCGGUCUUCCUCAUCAUUGUAUCCGACACUCUGCCUGCCACUGCCAUAGGAACCCCUCUGAUAGGUGUGUACUUCGUGGUCUGCAUGGCCCUGCUGGUGAUCAGCCUGACCGAAACCGUCCUCAUUGUGCGUCUGGUCCACAAGCAGGACCUGCAGCCCCCCGUGCCUCAGUGGGUGAAGUACUUGGUGCUGGAAAGAGCUCCGGUCCUCUUCUGCAUCCACAAGAAGCACAGCCUGUGCCCCACGCUGUCCUCCCAGGGCACCGAUCUGGAGCAGUACAAGGACAACAACUACGGGACUGCUCAGUGCCCCCUCCACCACACCUGCGAGAUAGGCCGAAGGCUCAGCCACCACGACAGAGAGGGCCGGCUCCUCGGCCUGGGCCUGCCGCCGUCCAGGGACCCCGGCCCGCCCGUCAUGGACAACAUCCUGCACGAAGUGACGGCCAUACGCCACUUCCUGGAGAAGAGGGACAGGUGCCGCGAGGUCGCCAAGGAGUGGCUGCAGGUGGGCUACGUGCUGGACGUGCUGCUCUUCAGGGUCUACCUGGUGGCCGUGGUGGCGUACAGCAUCACGCUGGGCACGCUGUGGUCCGUGUGGCAGGUCGCCUGAGUCUCGCCCCUCUUAACCGCUGUGGACACGAGCUCAGCGGGGAGAGCGCUGAAUUCAACGGGCCGGUUGUUGGCUCUACGCCCUGUGCAGCUCGGUGUAGAGGGAGGCACGUGUGUAGCGACCGGACAGGGAAAGGCUUCACCUGGUCGGGGGGGCGAUGUACAAGUCAAGUAACCAAAUAUCCCGACGAGUAUUAUCGCUAUUAUGAACAUUUUCGCUUUGACCAGAGAGUUUUAAAGUCGCGUUUGUGUGUGCGUUAUGAUAUGUUUGUCCAAAGGCCUCACACACUUAUAGAUGUAAUGAGUGUUCAACAUUAAGACGGAUUAACAACAAUGACAGCAGCAGUAACGCAACGGGAAAGAAAGACUUCAACAAAUACAUUAAUCGGGCAAAAUGUUGAGUGUUUUGUAUUUACUGAAUUAUGAUAGAAUUAAUUAAAAAAAGAGCAACAGACCAGAAAGCAUCAUAUCAAACACGGUAGUUUUGUCUGCUUGUGUUUCAGAAGCCUUGAAAUAAUCAUAUUUUGGGGUUUAAUCAGCCAAUUUAAAAACAAACAUGGAAUAUCGUCACAUUAUUCAGUGCCUUCAAAAACAAAAACACCUGAAAAGCCAGAACAUGUUUUGAUAAAAGGUCCAUCAAUGACACAGUUUAAGAAUGAAGAAUGGACCAAGAGGCAGGCUGUUGAGAUGUGGGACAUUUAAAAUAUAUAUUUAUUAUUUAUAAAGGUUAAACGUUGCAGUAUACAUCUACAUCAAUAAAUAAGGUAUAUAUUUACAUUAAACAAUAUAUGAACAAUUGAUAUGGGUACAUAUAAGUAUAGUAUUAGUAAGUUAUAAGGGCAUAUAACCGGUUUUGCACUACAUGUAUAUUAAAGAAGCAUUUGACUGCUUGUCCCCUUUCCUUGAAUGUAGAAUUUAUAUAGAUAUACAUACAGAUCAUACAGAUUAAUUUAAGCCUAUUAUUAGUUUAUUUAAUAAAUUAUAAAGUGUGUAAAAUGGUGAAAGCUUGUGAGGCUUCUACUACGUCAAUAUAUGUUCAACGUCCCCUCAUGUAAUAAAAUCUGUCCAAACACUCUGCUAGUGUUGAACGGGACUUGAAUAACGUGUCUCAACAACAGAUGUUUUCUGUGUUUUUUUAUUUUGUUGCAAAGAAAAUCCUGUACCACUUUCACCUUACUUUUAAUGAAAUGUUGUGUGGGCCACAAUUAAAGGAAUAAGAAAAUGCGUGAA